AUGGGUAACAAUCCCUCUACAAGCUCUAAGUCGCCGACUUCCAAUUCUAUUUCAUCAUCGGCCCAAGACUCACCGCGGGCUCCAUCGAAUUGGAGAGAUCCUAGAAAUUUGAUUCAUCCACAGAGAACACCAGCUGAGCCAUCAUUAAUUCAAACUCGCAGAAUCGCAAAAACUUCACACCGUGUUCCCAGCUCUUCGCAUGCUCCAAAUGUUGUGGGCUUGGGAAAAGAUUUAUCGGUAGGGAUGAAACAAGAUCCAAAGCCCGCUAUGAUUGAUGAACCAAGUAAGCCUGUAGAUGUACCGGUACCCGCCACAAAUCUCGAAAACGAUGUCUCUCGUUCGAUUAUACAAUCAUUUGAAACAUCUGGCCCUUCAACAUUCCAGGAUAUGUCUUACCAUAUUACCCGUCCUCCAAGGCUUCCUCUUCCCAUUGAGGAAGAAGUACAUACACCAGGAUCGCCAAUAAUUGCACCCACAGACCUAGAGACACCGUUUCAAGAUAUUGGUUCACUAGAAAAUGAUACACUAGCGCGUCGUACUUCUGGACUGAGUAAUACGACCAUAGAUGAAGAAGACGUUGAGGAGUUGCGGGUAGACAGAACGAAGGCAACCGUACCUAUCACCUUCGAAUGGCGUCAUGGUGGCGAAAAAGUUUAUGUAACAGGUACAAUCUUCCAGUGGAAUAAGAAGCAUCGACUCCAUCCAGUUGAAAAUCAUCCAGGACUCCUUCGAGCUAUCAUUCAUGUUCGUCCAGGUACACAUCAUAUACGCUUUAUCAAAGACUCCGUAAUGCAAUGUUCUCAGGAUCUUCCAACAACUGUAGAUUUUGGCAAUAAUUUGGUAAACUAUAUUGAAGUUAGUGCAGACGAUAUUCCUGAUGAUACCCCACUACCUAUAAAAAAAGAUACACAGGAAGACCAUCGAGCUUUGUCACCAGAUUCUCACAGUCUUUCCAUUCCAUCUGAGUCGAAAAAUUUAGGAAAUGUUACUACAACAAAGGCUCCUAAAUCUAAACCAGUUCCUUCUCAUGAUAAAUAUACAUCCCAAAUACCUCAGUAUAUAAUAGACCUUGAUAAGCCGGAGGAUUCUAUCGAGUAUAGAAAUGCAGCCUUGGCGAUUGAAAAACUACCAACGCCUCCAAGUUUACCUGGCUUCCUCGGCAAGCCAAUUUUAAAUGCAGCAACACCACUUAAGGACGAUAACAGUGUUUUGAUCAUGCCUAAUCACUCAGUUCUCAACCACCUCGCUACUAGCAGUAUAAAGAAUAAUGUACUUGCUGUCUCAGCAACCACUAGGUAUAAAAGCAAGUAUGUUACGACGAUAAUGUAUAAGCCUACUUGUGACGAAUAA
This is a messenger RNA of Blumeria graminis f. sp. triticale, 1350 nucleotides long. The record is from the annotation of a GenBank genome assembly. Lineage: Eukaryota; Fungi; Ascomycota; Leotiomycetes; Helotiales; Erysiphaceae.